AUGUCGGAGCUACGGUAUGAUGGUCAAGUCGUCGUUGUGACGGGAGCUGGGGGUGGAUUAGGAAGAGCAUACGCUCUAUUUUUUGGAUCAAGGGGCGCAAGUGUAGUUGUCAAUGAUCUUGGGGGAUCAUUCAAGGGCGAGGGUAAUUCUACAAAGGCCGCAGAUGUGGUAGUCGACGAAAUCAAAGCUGCAGGUGGAAAAGCUGUAGCAAACUACGAUAGUGUCACAGACGGCGAGAAGAUCAUCGAAACCGCCAUCAAAAACUAUGGCCGCAUCGAUAUCCUGCUUAAUAAUGCCGGUAUCCUUCGCGACAUUUCAUUUAAGAACCUACAAGAUAAAGAUUGGGAUCUCAUCAUUGAUGUUCAUGUAAAGGGAUCAUAUAAAUGUGCGAGAGCAGCGUGGCCACAUUUCAGAAAGCAAAAGUAUGGAAGAGUUAUCAACACUGCUAGUGCGGCAGGUUUGUUUGGAAGCUUUGGUCAAACGAAUUACUCUGCGGCUAAGUUGGCCAUGGUUGGAUUUACGGAGACAUUGGCGAAGGAGGGUGCGAAAUACAACAUUCACGCCAACGUUAUUGCUCCUAUUGCUGCUAGUCGAAUGACUCAAACUGUCAUGCCACCCGAGAUUCUCGAAAACCUAAAACCAGACUGGGUUGUUCCUCUUGUGGCAGUUUUGGUACACAAAGAUACUCAAGAAAAUGGUUCAAUCUUUGAAGUUGGAGGUGGGCAUGUUGCCAAGCUUCGAUGGGAACGAUCAAGUGGUUUAUUGCUCAAGGCAGAUGAUUCAUAUACUCCAGGAGCGAUCCUGAAAAAAUGGGACCAAGUCAGUAACUUCAAGGAUGCCGAGCAUCCCUCUGGCCCUGCCGAUUUUAUGGGCCUUCUUGAGAAAUCAAUGAAGAUGGGUCCAAAUGAACAAGGGGAAACUCUUGACUUCAAGGGAAAGGUUGCUUUGGUUACUGGUGGAGGUGCUGGUAUUGGUCGAUGUUACUGCUUGGCCUUCGCCAAAUACGGUGCCUCAGUCGUCGUUAAUGAUUUGAUGAAUCCAGAUGAUGUUGUUCAGGAAAUUCGAAAGUCCGGUGGCAAAGCUGUUGGUGUCAAGGCAUCUGCUGAGGAUGGAGAUGCUGUUGUCAAAGCUGCAAUCGAUGCUUACGGACGUAUUGAUAUUAUUAUCAACAACGCUGGUAUUCUCCGUGAUAAAGCUUUCACCAAUAUGGAUGAUAAGUUGUGGGAUCAAGUUUUGGCUGUCCAUCUUCGAGGUACAUACAAAGUCACCAAGGCUGCAUGGCCAUAUUUCCUGAAACAGAAGUAUGGUCGUGUAGUAAAUACUACUUCUACUAGUGGUAUUUAUGGUAACUUUGGACAAUCCAACUAUGCUGCUGCUAAAUGUGGUAUUCUUGGUUUCUCUCGUGCCCUUGCCCGUGAAGGUGUCAAAUACAAUAUUUACGUUAAUACGAUUGCACCAAACGCCGGUACGGCAAUGACCAGAACCAUCAUGCCCGAAGAAAUGGUCCAGGCUUUCAAACCAGACUACAUAGCGCCACUUGUUGUCGCUCUUUGCAGCGACAAAGUCCCAAAACCACCAACUGGUGGCCUUUUCGAAGUUGGUAGCGGAUGGGUUGGUCGAACAAGAUGGCAACGAACAGGUGGACAUGGUUUCCCUAUCGAUGUUAAACUUACUCCAGAAGAAGUUUUAAAGAACUGGGAGCGAAUCACCAACUUCGAUGAUGGACGAUCGGAUAACCCUGAAGAUAGUCAAGAUGGUUUGAAGAGUAUCAUGGCGAAUAUGCAAAACAAGAAGGGUGGUGCGAGCAAGAAAGCCGAGAAAAAGGUUGAAAUGAAUCAAGAAAUCCUUGAUAAAAUUGCCGCGGCGAAGAAAACUGAAGCAAGUGGAAGUGAGUUCAAAUUUGAGGAGCGAGAUGUCAUGCUAUACAACCUUGGAGUUGGUGCAAAGAAGUCGGAAUUAUCUCUAGUCUUUGAGAGUGAUGAAAACUUUCAGCCUCUCCCAACCUUUGGUGUCAUUCCACCAUUUAAUGCUGAAGUCCCCUUCUCUUUCGACGAAAUUGUCCCCAAUUUCUCCCCUAUGAUGCUUCUCCACGGCGAACAAUACCUCGAAAUCUCCUCCUACCCCAUUCCCACCUCUGGGACUCUCAUCUCGUCCCCAAAACUACUUGAAGUAGUUGAUAAAGGUAAUGCUGCCGUUGUGAAAGUUGGAACAACAACGACAGAAAAAGAAACCGGGAGGAAAGUAUUCUAUAAUGAACAAACCGUUUUCAUAAGAGGCAGUGGAGGAUUUGGUGGUGAAAGAAAAGGGGAAGAUAGGGGAAAUAGCACGAGAGCCUAUAAAAUUCCCGAAAGAAAACCAGAUGUGGUGGUUGAAGAGAAGACGACAGAGGAACAGGCUGUGCUUUAUAGAUUAAGUGGUGAUUAUAACCCCCUUCACGUCGAUCCGGCAUUCGCAGCUGUGGGUGGAUUCAAAGCUCCGAUUCUUCAUGGUCUUUGUUUCAUGGGUAUUGCAGGUAAAGCCGUGUAUCAAAAAUUCGGUCCCUACAAAAACAUCAAAGUUCGCUUCGCAGGCACGGUCAUCCCAGGUCAAACACUAGUAACGGAGAUGUGGAAGGAGGGAGAUAAUCGAGUGGUUUUUCAGACAAAGGUUAAGGAGACGGGGAAAUUGUGUAUUGCGGGUGCGGGGGUGGAGUUGUUGGGGGAGAGGGAGAAGGGGAGGUUGUAG
Messenger RNA from Sclerotinia borealis F-4128, 2724 nucleotides. Lineage: Eukaryota; Fungi; Ascomycota; Leotiomycetes; Helotiales; Sclerotiniaceae. The record is from the annotation of a GenBank genome assembly.